AUGUCAGCAGCAAAGCAACGUCUUCAAGCUCUUAGCAAACAGCUGGUAGAGGGAAUCCCCUCUGAAGGCACCUUUGAGGACAUCCCUAAGAUCCGACAUGUAGCCGGGGACUCUGCAGGACCUCGAACAAAGGACAAGGUGGUGAUUAUCACCGGUGCCAACUCUCCCAAUGGAAUUGGCCGUGCUACUGCACACCAAUAUGCCAACAAUGGCGCAAAAGCAGUGUACAUUUGUGACUUCGCCAGCAACCACCUAGAAACCCACAAGCGGGAGAUGAAAUCCCUCUAUCCCAAUGUGGAUGUUCACGUCCGCUCCUUCGACGCAGCAGACGAAAAGGCCGUCAUCGCCGUGAUCGACGACGCACUCAGUAAAUAUGGCCGACUCGACAUCUUCUUCGCAAAUGCCGGUAUCGUAGGCCAACCCAAGGUAUUCACCGAAGUAGCCGGUGACGAGUUCCUGGAGACGAUGCGCGUCAACGCACUAGGCGUAUUCCUAGCGGCCAAGCACGCGGCCCCAGCAAUGAAGGUCACUUCUGCCUCGAAGCCAUACUCAGGCGGCUCAAUCAUCGGCACCGCCUCUGUGGCAGGAAUUCGCUCCAAUGCCGGGUCAACAGAUUACUCUGCCUCCAAGGCUGCGGUGGUCUCUAUUGCGCAAACGGUUUCAUAUCAGCUUGCUGGAACGGGGAUUCGAAUCAAUGCGAUUUGCCCUGGUCUCAUUGAGACAGGGAUGACGCAGACGGUGUUCGAUCGCGCGCGUGAGCGCGGCACAGAGCGUAAGGUCGGACAGUUGAAUCCGUUGCAGAGGGGCGCUGUUGCUGAUGAGGUGGCGCGUGUUGCGUUGUUCCUUGGAAGUGAUGAGAGUAGCUAUGUCAAUGGACAGGCUUGGGCUGUCUGUGGUGGAUUGAGUGCUGGACACCCAUUCGUGCCGGGGAAGCUUGCCUAG
Molecule: messenger RNA, 942 nt
Organism: Penicillium olsonii
Lineage: Eukaryota; Fungi; Ascomycota; Eurotiomycetes; Eurotiales; Aspergillaceae
Source: the annotation of a GenBank genome assembly